Messenger RNA from Setaria italica (foxtail millet), 1650 nucleotides. Its product is annotated as 7-deoxyloganetin glucosyltransferase. NCBI's taxonomy places the organism in Eukaryota, Viridiplantae, Streptophyta, Magnoliopsida, Poales, Poaceae. The record is from RefSeq and is a predicted model, not a curated record. Gene Ontology annotation, molecular function: UDP-glycosyltransferase activity. The transcript has 2 exons. Bases 55 to 1485 code for a protein of 476 amino acids.
CCCCGCUAGAUAAGGAUAAGCAAUACGGUGAGCGUGAGGGGUCGUGGAUCGAGAAUGGCGAGGGCGCACGCCGUGGUGGUGCCGUACCCGUGCUCCGGCAACAUCAACCCGGCGCUGCAGCUCGCCAAGCUGCUCCACCGCCACGGCGUCUACAUCACCUUCGUCAACACCGAGCACAACCACCGCCGCGUGCAGGACACCGAGGGCGCCGGCGCCGUGCGCGGCCGCGAGGGCUUCCGGUUCGAGGCCAUCCCGGACGGCCUCUCCGAUGCCGACCGCGGCAAGCAGGACUACGGGCUGAGCCUGCUCGUGUCCACGAACACAACCUGCGCGGCGCCGCUGAGGGACCUCAUCGCGCGGCUCAACGGCACGCCCGGGGUGCCGCCGGUGACGUGCGUGCUGCCCACGGGGCUGAUGACCUUCGCGCUGGGCGUGGCCCGGGACCUGGGCAUCCCGAGCAUGGUGUUCUGGUGCGCCAGCGCGGCCUCGCUGAUGGCGUACAUGUGGACGCCGGAGCUAAGGAAGAGAGGCUACGUGCCACUCAAAGAUGAGAGCUACCUGACGAACGGCUACCUGGACAAGACGAUCAUCGACUGGAUCCCAGGCGUGCCUCCCAUCAGCCUCGGCGACGUCUCGAGCUUCGUCCGCACCACCGACCCAAAUGACAUUGGCCUCGGACUCAGCGAGUAUGAGCCCAGCAGCUGCACCAAGGCCGGCGCCCUCAUCCUCAACACCUUCGAGAACCUUGACGCCGACGUCCUCGCCGCCCUCCGCUCUGAGUACGCUCACGUCUACACCGUCGGCCCCCUGGGCUCGCUCCUCCGGCACGGCACCGCCGCUGACGGCGACUCUAUCGACUCGACCGGCCUGAGCCUGUGGAAGCAGGACGCCGAGUGCCUGGCGUGGCUGGACACGCAGGAGCCGCGCUCCGUCGUGUACGUCAACUUCGGCAGCCACACGGUGAUGACGCCGGAGCAGCUGGCCGAGUUCGCGUGGGGCCUCGCGGCGAGCGACCACCCGUUCCUCUGGUCCAUCAGGGACGACCUCGUCCGCAGCGCCGGCCUGCCACCGGCGUUCGUGGCCGAGACCGCGGGGCGUUGCCGCGUGGCGGCGUGGUGCCCGCAGGAGCAGGUGGUGCGCCACCCGGCCGUGGGCUGCUUCCUCACGCACAACGGCUGGAACUCGACGUGCGAGAGCCUCGCCGCCGGCAUGCCGAUGGUGUGCUGGCCGGGGUUCGCAGACCAGUACAUCAACCGCAAGUACGCCUGCGACGUGUGGGGCGUCGGCGUCCGGCUGGAUGACGAGGUGAGGAGGGAGCAGGUGGCCAUGCGCGUCAGGGAGGCCAUGGGGAGCGAGGAGAUAAAGGCCAGCGCGGCGAGGUGGAAGGCUGAGGCGUUGGUGGCGAGCUGCCCCCGUGGGUCGUCGUAUGAGAACUUGCUGAGCAUGGUCAGAGCAAUGUGCAGCUCAGCCAACCCCGAAGACUGAGGAGCUACCAGAAUUGCAGUGUUAUACAAUAAAACUUCCCGUAUCGGGAAAAAAAAUCUGCAGUGCAUACUCUACGUCUCUACUGCGACCCAAUUAAAAUGUGUUAAUAUUUUAUGCACUAUCUAUAUAUACUUAAUAAUAUUAAAGUACAGUUAUUUCUUCUAA